This is a messenger RNA of Xenopus laevis (African clawed frog), 1239 nucleotides long. RefSeq names its product ring finger protein 182 S homeolog (gene rnf182.S). Lineage: Eukaryota; Metazoa; Chordata; Amphibia; Anura; Pipidae. Gene Ontology annotation, molecular function: ubiquitin protein ligase activity; ubiquitin-protein transferase activity. Gene Ontology annotation, cellular component: membrane; cytoplasm. Gene Ontology annotation, biological process: protein ubiquitination. The record is from RefSeq and is marked provisional.
GGAUAACACAAGGGAAAGGAGGAGGAUCAGCUCAGCAAGGUGCAAUUGUCCAGCCAGUACCCAAGAACCCAGUGGGAGAUGCUGCAUGAAACAGAGAAGUAAUGAAUAUACCAGCAACAUAUCAACAACAGUUCCCCUGCCGUAGUGUGAGGGUGGAUGAGCCGGUUUCCAGGCUGGAUCUAUACAUGAGUGCUGCUUUUUUGUCUGGACUAAUGUUCCUACUGCUCAUCUAAAGACAUAAUGACAAGCCAGCUAUCAGAAGAUAAUUCAGAGUCCCCCAAUCUGAACUCUGAUGAGCUUGAAUGUAAGAUCUGUUACAACCGUUACAAUCUGAGACAGAGAAAACCAAAGGUACUUGGCUGUUGCCACAGAGUGUGUGCCAAAUGCCUUUAUAAACUGGUGGACUGUGGAGAAUCCCCACAAUGUGUUAUUGUGUGCCCUUUCUGUAGAUUUGAGACCCGUAUGCCUGAGGAUGAAGUGAGCAGCCUUCCAGAUGACAAUAAUAUAUUACUGAACUUGGCAUGUGGUGGAAGGGGGAAAUGUGUUGGGGACAACCCAACGGAGCUUCUUCUGACCCCAAAACGUCUGUCAACGAUUGUCACCCCAUCCCACACCUCUACCAAUUGCCUUGUCAUUACCAUCAUGGAAGUUCAAAGGGAAAGUUCUCCUGCUUUGAACACUACUCCUAUGGUUGAGUUUUACCGGCCUUCCAAUUAUGACCCAGUUUCAAUACCUCAGAAUUGGACAGUGUGGAACUGCACUUCCCUGAUCUGCAAAACCUCAGUGCGUGUGUUUGUUUGGUUGUUAGGGUUACUUUACUUCAGCUCCUUACCCUUAGGGAUCUAUUUGCUGGUGUCAAAAAAAGUCACCCUUGGGGUUGUCUUUGUCAGCCUUGUUCCAUCCAGCCUUGUUAUUCUCAUGAUAUAUGGUUUUUGUCAGUGCAUGUGUCAUGAAUUUUUAGACUGUAUGUCAACGCCUUAGUCUUUUAACUGUAUUGCCAUCAAUUGUCUGUCUUAGGAAAAAUUUUGUAUCUUUAAUAGGCCAAAUAUUUUAUCUGUAUUUUUACUGAAUUAGAUUUGUGAUUGAUAUGUUUCUUUGCUGUGUUUCUAUAACUCCUGUCUUUUAUUUUAAAUAUAUAUAUGAAAAUAUAGUAAAAAACAAAACAAAACACACCACCCCUGUUUUAGUCAUAUGGGUGAUCUGUUAUAGAUGCAGAAAUAUUAAAAAAAACAUAUAUUA